UUUAUAGCUACUUUUACUCCACUACAUUACCUAAAUAAAUAGUUUUCACCAUCACACAUUUCAACCUGGAGUUAAGAGAUCUUGUUCAAGGACAUAAAGACUAGCAGAGCCAGGAAUUGAACCCACAACCUUUGGUUGAGCGACAACUCGCUGUACCACAGAGCCACCAUAGCUCCUCACUUUUAUAAUACUUUUACUUCUGUACGUUUUGUAUCAGCACCUUUGGUAUUUAAGUACAUACAACAUUGUAAAAAGUGACUUCAACUUCUACCAAAGUAAUUUUCUGGUUACUUAUACACAACUGGAUAUUAUUUAGUAUAAUCAUGAUCUUUUAACGAGGUUUAACGUACAUAUGACACCUGCUGUAUUAGCAGGUGUCGCAGUUGUGUGAAGGAGGAUGAGGAUGAAGAUGCUUUUGCUUGGUUUGUUGCUUUCGCAGCUUCAGCCUCAGCACAUGAACUUUUGCUGCCCCUCCUCCAUCAGCUGAUAUUGUCAACCCUGAGCUCUUUGGCAGGAAGUGAGUGCAUCUUGUUCACAUAGCUGGAACAUGAGGAGAGGAGGUGGUCGUACUCUCAGCUACUGGGGCAACGAACUCAUCUUUUGACGAAGAGAGAGAUGGACAGCUGUAGGAGAGGACGUCCAUGGGGGAAGCUGGUCAAAGUUGACUCCAGUGAAACUGUCCUGCUUUUCAGCAAGGAAUGCACAGUGGGCAGAAAAACAGGAUGUUAUCUGUCAUUUCCAGCCAGCAAACUGGUCUCAGGGGAACACUGCAAAAUUGUACAAGAUGAAAGCUCAGGGCUGGUGUGGCUUGAAGACAUGAGCACCAAUGGCACAGUGAUUAACAUGUCCAAACUGGUCAAGAAGCAAACUUACAUGCUGCAGAAUGGUGAUGUCAUCUACUUUGUUUAUAGGAAAAGUGAACCAGAACAAAAUAUUGCUUAUGUUUUCCACUCAAUCAAAACAGAGCCUAUUAUUUCACAACCUAAUUAUGACAUGGAGAGAUCGGCCCACAGUCCUGCUCUUGUUCCAGCUUCAGACAUGUUGCUCUCUGUGGAGCCAGUAAUGCUCACAAAGGCUCCUUGUAACCCAGCCCAGGCGGAACCUCAGCCAUCCACCUCAACUUCUCACUUCUGUAUCGAAGGCCCUCUCACUUCUGGAUUCAUGGCAACGCCAGCCUCUUCUGCCUCCGACCAAGUUAAAGAGGACCUGCACAACAUGGAGCCAGAAAGCAAGCGGAGGAAAAAGGAUAAUGAUCACAAUCAUGAUGCGAGUUUGCCACAAACCUCCAGUUCAGAAGUUGUCAGUGCUAUAAAGGGAAGUGUGAACUCCAAACCUCAUGUGGAAUCAAUUAAAACGGACAAGAUGGAGGAGACUCUGACGUGUGUUAUUUGUCAGGACCUGCUGCACGACUGUGUCAGUUUGCAGCCUUGCAUGCACGUCUUCUGUGCUGCUUGCUACUCAGGCUGGAUGGAGCGUUCUUCGCUUUGCCCCACCUGCCGGUGUCCUGUGGAGAGGAUACGCAAGAACCACAUGCUCAACAACCUUGUAGAGGCCUACCUCAUCCAGCAUCCAGAGAAGUGUCGCAGUAAGGAGGAUCUGAAGAGCAUGGACAGCCGUAACAAGAUAACUCAGGACAUGUUGCAGCCAAAAGUGGAGCGCUCUUUCUCCGAUGAGGAGGGCAGUUCAGAUUACCUCUAUGAGCUCUCUGACAAUGACAGUGACUCCUCGGAUAUUAGUCAGCCUCUUGUGCUGUGCCGGGAGUGUCCUGGCUACAGGGGGGACGUCAGUCAGUUGCUGUUUCCUACAGGUUCAAACUACUGGUUCGCUGGGGUAGUUCCUCCACCUACACCUGCUUCACCCAAACCAGCGACUGAGGAAGGGUCUGCCAAGUCUGCAGCGGAGCAGCCUUCAACAUCCUCUGAUGUCCCCUCAGCUCCUCAGGAGUUCUGCUGCCCCCCUCAGGGCUGCCAUGUCCUCUGCACCUGCUGCCUCUCGCCGAUGCCAGACAGACACACAGAGCAGAACAGCCAGCAGGUCCCUCCUCAACAAUGUAUGCUGUGCCAGCUUCCUUUCUGUCAUAUGUACUGGGGCUGCCAGGGGCUUCGCUGUCAAGGCUGCCUGGCUCGAUUCAGUGAGCUCAAUCUGACGGACAAGUGUUUGGACGGAGUGCUGAACAACAAUAACUAUGAAUCAGAGAUCCUCCAGAACUACUUGUCCUCCAAAGGGAAGUCAUGGAGAGAUGUUCUUCAGGAGGCUGUGCAGGGUUUGCAGGAUAACUACCGUCUGACAGAUUGCCGAAUCUCUGCCAACACCGUCAUGUGCUUGUGCUGCGGCCUGCGAGCAUUCAAGGAGCUGGCAUACCAGUACAGACAGAAGAUCCCUCCAUCUGAACUGCCAGCUGCUGUAACAUCUCGUCCCGACUGUUACUGGGGACGCAACUGUCGUACGCAGGUGAAGGCCCAUCAUGCAGUAAAAUUCAACCACAUAUGCGAGCAGACGCGUUUCAAGAACUGACACAGCAGUGCGCUUUGAUUACGGAGCGUCUUGUGCUUUGGACAUCAGAUACGUUUUUGUUCCUUUUACUCGCGUCCAUAUGUAUCUAGCUAACUGCCUUCCAUAUGCAAUAACCUAAUGCUGACAUAACAAUCAUUAUGCAUUUACAGUAGUCGACACAGGGCUGUGUGAAAUAAUUCUAUGCACAUUUACAUUUACCUUUUAAUUUCAGGGUGCAGGGAGUUAAGACCUGGCUGGGCUCAGAUAGUGGCUCACGCAUUAGUAUAACUGACCGGGUAAUCAUGCAUGGUUUUAAUUUAUUUGUGUUGAGUUGGUGGUCAAAAAGGUGUUUUCCUGGUAUAUUUGAUUUCCAGCCCGUGCGACAUAAAGUUUUCCUCUCCAUUAAGAGCGAUCGAGGCAAUCUGGAUGGAGAAUGGCCAUGUACUGUAUGUAUUUAUAGUUGUCAACUCUGUAAGGAUUUCUUUUUUUUUUUUUAGUUACAAUGCAGGACUUCAAAGAGUAUCUGAUGAUAAUUAAAGUAAAAUAGUAUAGCACUAUAAUAGUAAUACAACUAUCAAAGCUUCAGAGACCCCGUCUCACCUCUGAGGGUCUACUCCUGUUUUGUAAGGGCAUAAAGCCAUGUUAAAGCUCCUCACACAAAACUAGGGUAGAUUUUUAAUCCCAUGUGAUAUUUGCAAGGGAUUUCACGUCUGUGGGAAUGGAAUCAAUGUGUUGUAAUACUGUCAGAGGGCACGGGGCCUCUUUUGUAUGCUUUGCUCUGGAUAAUCAUCUCCAAGGUGAUUAAAGUCAUUUAGACGAGGACGUUUUUUUUUUCUGAGAACUGCGUAGUAAGGGCUAAGCUGUAAGGAAAAUGCAUUUGUUCCAUGACGACCUAAGAGAAGAAAGCGUAGACUGCACUUCAAGCGACCAGGGAUGGUUAAAAUGCCAUGAAGCUGAUGCUCCUUUUUGUAAGAGUUUUCAUAUGUAACAGUUUAGGGAAGUGUGCCAAUACAAACACAACAGUGUAUGUUGUUAUUUAGAUUUUAAUUAUAUACACUGUCACAGCUCACCUCACGUUUGCAUCAAUUUACAUUUAUUCAGUUUCUGUUAGUGUGUUGAAUUUAGUGAGAUUAAAUCUAGAUUGAAAAAUAGAUUUUUCCUCUGGUUACUCAAGUUUGCAGAGCUGCUCUUUUGAGGCUCUGUGUCACUGGACAUCAGCGUCUCAUCUGUAACUAUAACAGGUGUCAGUAAGUCCCCGUCACGCAAACACACACGACCAGUAUUGACGUAGACGCGACCUUCAGGGUUUCUCUUACCACGUAUUGUUUGUUUUUUUUUACUUCAAGAUGCUGUUGGUUGUAAAUUGGAACACGAGUCAUUUUGGGUUGUUUUUUUGUAGGGAUUACUGUUUGUGUACAGAAAAUGUUGGUGAACUUGAAGAAUAGUGGAGGACGUACUCUGAAGUCAGGCCUCGGCUCGUAUCGGUGUGUUUAGUUUUACACGUCAAUGUUUGUUUUAAAAAUAAGUCUUUUAUUGCUCGAUGUGUCUGUAUUGUACGACUCUUAAGGUAUUUGCACAUUAUGUGUCUCUCACACACAUUGAAAGAGUUAUUUUCUUUUAAGUGUACACAGUCUGAAACAACAACAUCCUGGAAGAAGUGUCUGUAAUCACUGUACGGGAGCUCAAUAUUCCUUCAAUGUCUAAUCAGAUUUUUAAUCAUGUAAAGAGAUGCUUUUUUUCUGGAAGAUAAUAUUAAUAGCAUUUCUAGUGUAGUGUUGGUAUCAUCAGCCAUAAUGACAUUGACACACUAUGUGUUGUUUUGGAAUUGAGCUCCUCAUAGUUUCAUUCUAAGUCUUGGUUUAUGAAUGGGCACUUUCCUGGCCUCUGCCUGAGCUCCUUUAGUUUAUUUGUGGGGUUAGCAUGGGGUGGUUUAGGUGUAUUUUAUUUUCUUUGGCCCCCCUCAGUCAUGGUGGGUUCACAUUGGCAUUCCUUAGCGGCUCAGGCCCUCAGCACAAGCCUGGUCGAUCCCCCAGCAGAGUGGCUAGAUUUUAAUUAUUCCUUCCAGGAGAUCUGGGCACCCUAAGCCAACAGCAGCCUCCGGCCGCUCCAAUCACGGAUUGGAAUUAAAGAGGCUUUGGAGGAGUGCUUUGCAUUCUCCCCGGGGUGGGAUGUGCAGGGUUAUGUUGUAUGUGGAGGCAAAUAUUUACUCGCUAUGCGUGGAUCAAGCUGCUCAGCAGUCGCCGAAGAGGCAGGUUUCGUUCUACCUCAUCACAGCUUCCAGGUGUGUGGGAGACUGAACAGGCACCAGAGUCACGUCAGUUCAAAGCUGAUAUGUGACGAUCGUCGCAGUGCCCGUGAACCUUGUAUGCAAUGCAAAAAUGAGUCUCGACUAUAAUCCACUAUAGAGUAGCACUAGGCACAUGCAACAACUGUUUGAUAAAUGCUUAUUUACCCUGUGUAUUAUAUUAGCAAUGCUAAAGUUGUCUUUGAAAUGGAACUGAUCUGCCUGUUUUCAUUGACAGAUUAAAAUAAUACAGAUAGCAGUAGAA
Messenger RNA from Solea senegalensis (Senegalese sole), 5042 nucleotides. It is a transcript of the gene chfr, whose product is annotated as checkpoint with forkhead and ring finger domains, E3 ubiquitin protein ligase. Lineage: Eukaryota; Metazoa; Chordata; Actinopteri; Pleuronectiformes; Soleidae. Gene Ontology annotation, cellular component: nucleus. Gene Ontology annotation, molecular function: ubiquitin-protein transferase activity; protein binding. The coding region runs from base 616 to 2514 and encodes 632 amino acids. Gene Ontology annotation, biological process: ubiquitin-dependent protein catabolic process; protein ubiquitination; mitotic cell cycle checkpoint signaling. The record is from RefSeq and is a predicted model, not a curated record. The transcript is spliced from 18 exons.